ACCGGUGGAUGGACAGUUUAUAAAUCCGUGAAAGCCUAGUUAAGCCCUAAAAAUCCACUCAGAGCAAGGAGGAAUCGUACGCAAAUUUGCCUCUUUUCCUUUCCAUCUUUAGACGAGCAAAGGAUGUUGCAUCUCGUACUUCCAUGUCUGCUGUUGAUCUCCAACUUCGUACAAUCACAAUCAGCCAUCAUCGAGAGCCUACCGGGUUUCCCCGAAGAUCUUCCCUUCAAACUCGAAACUGGAUAUGUAGGGGUAGGAGAGUUGGAGGAAGUGCAGCUAUUUUACUACUUCAUCGAGUCCGAGAGGAGCCCCAAGGACGACCCUUUGUUGCUUUGGCUUACCGGUGGUCCCGGUUGCUCCGCUUUGUCCGGCCUUCUCUACGAAAUAGGUCCGUUACAAUUUGAUUAUUCAAAUUCCAGCGGAAAUAGACCAGUAUUGAAGUUGAAUCCCUACUCCUGGACAAAGAUAGCCAAUAUUAUAUUUUUGGAUGCACCUGUGGGUACUGGAUUUUCAUAUGCAACGACUUGGACAGCAUACGACAAUAGUGACACAUCCUCAGCAGCACAAACAUAUGAGUUUUUAAGAAAGUGGCUUAUGGCUCACCCCAAAUUCCUCACAAAUCCGCUUUACAUCACUGGUGAUUCUUAUUCUGGUGUUAUUGUCCCCAUUAUCGUUAAGGAAGUAUACGAUGGAAAUGAAGCUGGACGUGAGCCGCCAAUGAAUCUCAAAGGCUAUGUACUAGGCAAUCCGGUGACUUGUGAAGUAAAGGACAUCAGUCAAAGAAUUCCGUACGGUCACAAGACGGCUCUCAUAUCAGAUGAACUUUACGAGGCAACGACAACGGAUUGCAAUGGAGAUUAUGUGAAUGUCGAUCCCACCAACGGAGCUUGUCUAACUGAUCUUGAAAUGGUGUCACUAUGCCUUGAGAAGAUAUAUUUGGCUCAAAUAUUGGAACCCAUGUGUAGUUUCUUAUCUCCUAACCACACGAAGCUAAAAUGGAGCAGAAGUAUACUCGAAGAGAAUAUCAUCAACGUCGUUUCAAUGCCUCUACAAUCCAGGCCAUGGUGUCGGAACUAUAACUACCUAUACUCCUACAUUUGGGCUAAUGAUAGGAAUGUCCAAGAAGCCCUUCACAUUCGAGAGGGCACGAAGCCAGAGUGGGAUAGAUGCAAUGAGAGUUUGUCUUACACCAAGGAUGUUCUUAAUAGUGUGGUCUAUCAUAGAUACCUCUCUAAGACAUCCCUCCGUGCCCUAAUUUAUAGUGGUGAUCAUGACUUGGCUAUCCCAUACAUUGGUACACUAGAUUGGAUAAGAUCACUCAAUUUGACUUUACUUGGUCCGUGGGCACCUUGGUUUGUCAAUGGUCAAGUGGCCGGAUACUCCAUAUUAUAUUCGGAGAAUAAUAAAUACGAUUUGACAUAUACAACAAUCAAGGGAGGGGGGCACACAGCUCCGGAGUAUAAACCCAAGGAAUGUUUUUCAAUGGUGGAUAGAUGGUUCUCUUAUUACCCUCUUUAGGCUCAUUUCAAUUGGCCUCUGGGUUGAUGAAGCAACCCAAAUUUGUCACCCAAUAAUAAUGUGGUCGUGUCCUGUCACGUCAUCCUUUUUUGUGUGAGGAGUUUUGGCUCUUGAGGUCAAUAAAUAUCCUUGCAGUUGAAAAGCUAUUUCCAUCUGAAAAGGUGUUUUAGUAAAAGAAUUACAUUCACGGGUUGUAAUGCAUCCAUUAUCGAUGGAAGAAACUUAUUGGCUCGUUA
This is a messenger RNA of Eucalyptus grandis, 1754 nucleotides long. RefSeq names its product serine carboxypeptidase-like 18. The record is from RefSeq and is a predicted model, not a curated record. Lineage: Eukaryota; Viridiplantae; Streptophyta; Magnoliopsida; Myrtales; Myrtaceae. The coding region runs from base 124 to 1518 and encodes 464 amino acids. Gene Ontology annotation, biological process: secondary metabolic process; proteolysis. The transcript is spliced from 14 exons. Gene Ontology annotation, molecular function: acyltransferase activity, transferring groups other than amino-acyl groups; serine-type carboxypeptidase activity.